Molecule: messenger RNA, 3852 nt
Organism: Stegodyphus dumicola
Lineage: Eukaryota; Metazoa; Arthropoda; Arachnida; Araneae; Eresidae
Biological process (GO): regulation of DNA-templated transcription
Molecular function (GO): protein dimerization activity; DNA-binding transcription factor activity
Source: RefSeq, a predicted model, not a curated record
UAAAACCACGAGAGUCCAUUGCAGAGCGGUCUUUAAACGCAGUUGAGUUCGUGGCCGCUGUGGUGUGUGUUUGUAUCUGUAAAAUCAUAUAGAUGCGAACUUUUUACUUUUCGGAUUUUUCCUAGGAUUUCUGUGUUUUCGAGAGCAUCCGGAACGAUGAUACCUGAUCCUUUUCAAGAAUUACAGGAGUACAUAAAAUGUGUAGCACCAUGGCCACAAAAAAGGAAUGUGCAAGUGGGAACACAAUUAACAGCAUUGGCAACGAAAACAGAUGUGGAUCUUCCAUUAACAACAAAACUAGAUAUAGAUAUACCAUUGGUAACAAAAAUGGAUGCAAAUACUCUGUCACCGGCAAAAAUGGAUGUUGAUCCUCCCGAAUCUCUUGAUGACUUUACCGAAUUAGAUGCAUAUUUACAUAAUCCUCAAUCGGACUUCGACAUCAUAAGCUUUGCCAAUAGUGAUCAACCUGAUUUCGAUGAUAAACUCUUGGAUGAAUUAGCUACAACUGAAGAAAAGUGUGCUGUAAAUAAUGAUACACUUCCUAUGGAUACCUCUGACCAUAUUCCUGUUUUUGAGAAGGAGCCUUUGAUGGCAUUCUCUGAUACUGAUAACUGUCUAUAUAAUGAAGAACCAAUUAAAACUCAAGGUAAAGAUGUUAUGGAACUUCAUAAAUAUUUAAACAAAAACUGUUUGUGGACUGGUUGUAAUGAAAUUUGUGCAAGGACUCAUACUGUUCCUGAUCCUUCCUGUCCUGUCUGUUCUGACCCUCUGUUAUGUGAUUCUCAUCCGAUAUGUUUUACAGAACGUGGCUAUCGUCAAUAUUAUAAAAAUUCUAGCACACUAUAAUAGCCCUGAAAAAAUAGUUUAUUACCCAGAUGGUGAAUCAAGAUAUAUUGAACCCUGUACAGAAGUAAUAGUUACUCAGCCAUAUACACCAGCUAGUGAUCACUGUUAUCACCAACCUAUGCCUGAAAAUAUGUCUGCGACACCUGUAAAAAGUCCAGAUGUGCUGAAUGAUAAUGUGGAUAGUGAAAGUGCAUCCGAGUCAUCUGAUGAUGAAGUAGAUGUUGUCACAAUUUCCCAGCCAGUCAGAAUGAUGACAUUUAUGGCACCACCCAGAAGGCAGCCUGAAAGGAUAGUUCAAGCUGAAAAAAGUGUGCGCAAGGCCUCCCUUCCUAGGCGGAAACCUGCAACCACAACUGUAUUGAAACAAGCAGCAUCUGCAUUAAAACGAACAAACUUAAGAAUAAGGAAGAAGAGUAAAAGACGCACACAGGCAAGCAGUUUAGAUUCAAGUUGUUAUUCUGACAGUAGUCGUUGUGGUGAUUCCGACAGUGAAGAAGUUGACAAGCGAGUGACACAUAACAAAAUGGAAAGGAGACGACGGGAAGAUCAAAAGCGAGAACUUCAAAAUCUUCGAAUGUGCAUACCUAAUCUUAGGGACAAUGUAAGGGCUUCCAAAGUAAAUAUAUUACAAGAAGGAAAACAUUAUGUUGAACAUUUAGAAUGGGAAUCUAGCUCAUUUGAAGCACAAUUAAAUAGUCUGAAAGAAAAAAAUUUGAAAUUGAAAAAAAGGUUAAAUCGUUUACGGAAGCAGUGUGGAGCUGCUGAACUGCAUUAAAUUAACAUCAUAUGUACUUUGUAAAUAGUUGCAAUAUUUCAUUAUUCACUUUGCCAUGUUUUUUUAUUUACAUUUGAUACUCUGAUUUUGUAAAUUUGUAUACUAGAGUGAAGUUGCAGUGCGAGUAGUAAUUUGAUACAUCUUUCACUCAUAUUUUAAAGUAAUUGUCCUGUCACGGCAAACAGACAAUUUAUUGGUCAUAUUUGUAAUAUGCUAAGGGGCGUUUAGCCACAAUGCUUGAAUGAGCAGCAUUCAUCCACAGUAGAUAGUGAAAUAACAGUGUUUAGGAUGUAACAUUUAGAAAAGAAAUUUAGGACAAGUGGCAUUUAGCUGUGCAAGAUUGAUAAACGACAGGUCCAAGGUUUUCUUUAAAUGCCAUGCAGUUUUGGAUUGAUUUAGGAGUUUGAAAUUAGUCCCAAACUGCAUGGCUAAAGAAAACCUUGGACCUGUCAUAAACACUGUUAUUUCACCAUCUAAAAUUGGUAAACUGAAGUGUUUUGCAAAAGAAUAAAUGAUCUGGCAAAAACACAUAGCCACAAACAAAUGGAUCAUGUGGAUACAUUUUUAGAGAUUAAAGUUUUGUGGAUUCAUAAUUCUAAUCGACCAAGUACAAAAAGAGGUCAUGUUUAUCAUUCACCCACUCACUUAAUUUUCUGGACACUUUCCUAAAAUUGCUAUAUCUGUACACUUAGCUACUAAAAACAAAUUUGGUAAAAAAUAAUAAUAAUAAAUGCAGAAUAUGACAGCCACAAAGGCAACCUGCCUGUUAGGCAAAUAGCCCUCCAGGCUUUGGUAUAUUCACAGAAACCAAACCUAACCUUAAGUAAACCUUGAUAUUCUAUUCUAUAUUUAUAAAUAUUUUUUUUCCCAAAUUUGUUUUUAGUAGCUAAGUGUACAGAUAUAUCAAUUUUAGGAAAGUGUCCAGAAAAUUAAGUGGGUGGGUGAAUGAUAAACAUGACCUCUUUUUGUACUUGGUCAAUUAGAAUUAUGAAUCCACAAAACUUUAAUCUUUAAAAAUGUAUCUACAUGAUCCAUUUGUUUGUGGCUAUGUGUUUUUACCAGAUCAUUUAUUCUUUUUCAAAACAAAUUGGGUUUAAGUUUUCAAGUAAUUAUAUUUUUCAAUAAUUUCAUUACUUUUAUAUUUUGAUAAUUCUCAUAAUUCAUAAAUUCAAAAAGCAAUCGUCUGUAAUAAACGGGUAGACAGUUUGGCCACUUGGGUUAAAUGUUAACAUCUAAAAUGGUUAGUGCAAAUUAUUAACACCCAUCAUAAUUUAUGCUGUAUUUUAAGUGUUUUUCAUAUGUGUAUAUAUCAUUUUUUCAUCUAGUCAUUCAUUUAUUUUAUUACAAGUGUGUAGAAGUCUGCAGAUUGCAGUAUGAUGAAUGUUAAAAUUUGAUUACAGUUAGCCUUGUUUUUGACUUCAGCAGAAAGUAGUUUAUCCGAAAACAACAUUUUUAUGGUUUUACUGAUGUGCAGGAUAAAUAAAUAUGAACCAAUUUGUCUUACGAAGUGUUUCUAGACUUGGAGCAUGCAAGGUUUUUCUCUUAUUAAAAAUGUAUUUAAUAGUGGGUGUAAUAGCAUUAUACAGUGGAUAAACUAUGAAAAUUGCAUUUUUAUUGCAUUUGGGAAUACUGAGUAAUUAAAAUGUGUAUUUUUCAUGAACAAUUAUUUAAUUGAAGAUUAUUUAAAACUUGAAGCAUUCAAAAGUCUUGAGUGUUUCAUAUCUGUAGACUUUAAAUUUUUUUAUCUGCAAACUUUGUUUUUUAUUCCAUUUGUGCUAGUUUUAAAAUCUUGACUGUAAAAUUCAAAUUGUCAUGAAUUUUGCAAUUAUUUGAAGGUUUGUUACCAUGUAUCCUCAGUCAUUAACCUUAGAAAUUUCUCUAUGCUAUUUUAAUUUCAUUUUCAUCAAGUUCUUAAGUAAUUUAAUUUUAAAGUAAUUUUUAAUUUUUUAUGAUCAGAGUAGUGUAUUUAGUAUUGUUUGGAUUUUAAUUGUUGUCACAGAAGUUGUGCUGCCUUAAUCAUGCCUUCUUUCAUAAUUUUCUUGUUGUCUGUACAAAUCAUUGUUUUUUCAAUUAGAAUUUAUUUGUGAAGCAUGUCACCUGUACUGUUGCUGAAUCAAUGUAAAGUGCGUUGUAUAUGUAACAUUUUAACUUCAGGUAUAUGCCAAAAAUGUUUUUGUAUAUCGAGAAUUUACUAUUUGUGCUUGAAGUUAAAUAAAUUGCUAUUUCUAAAA